UUUUUCUCCUCACUGGAAAAAUUUUAAAUGCAGCGAUUAAAGAAGUUACCUAUGGAAGGCAGUUAAGAAAUUAAGUAAAGGGAAAGAAAAGGCAUCAAUACAAAGUACUGCGGAGGAAUUUUUGUCAAGCUGUGAGACGACGGAGUGAGAAGAGUGAAGGCGGUUGAGAGGGGCUCAGGGAAUUGUCCUGUGUGCCAGGGACUUUCUUUAGGCCUCGGGCCCCUGUCUACCCCUAUCGUCAGCAGAGAGAUGGAAACCUUGAUGACUAGUUCCACUCUGCCUCCCCUUUUUGCAGAUGAAGAUGGCUCCAAGGAGAGUAAUGAUCUGGCUUCAACUGGGUUAACCCACCCAGAGGCUCCAUAUAGUAGUGGAGCCACAUCAUCCAGCAAUAAUCCAGAAUUUGUAGAGGAUCUCUCCCAAGGUCAGCUGCUUCAGAAUGACUCUUCAAAUACAGCAGAAGGCAGUGAACAGAGGCAUGAAGAUGAGCAAAGAAGUAAACGAGGAGGUUGGUCCAAAGGAAGAAAGAGAAAGAAACCUCUUCGAGACAGCAAUGCACCCAAAUCCCCUCUUACAGGAUAUGUUCGAUUCAUGAAUGAGCGUCGAGAACAGCUUCGAGCAAAGAGACCAGAAGUCCCAUUUCCAGAAAUUACAAGGAUGUUAGGCAAUGAAUGGAGUAAACUUCCUCCGGAGGAAAAACAGCGCUACCUUGAUGAGGCAGACAGAGAUAAGGAGCGUUACAUGAAGGAACUGGAGCAGUAUCAGAAGACUGAGGCCUACAAGGUUUUCAGCAGGAAAACCCAGGACCGUCAGAAAGGCAAAUCUCAUAGACAAGAUGCAGCCCGACAGGCCACUCAUGAUCAUGAGAAAGAAGCAGAAGUAAAGGAACGGUCUGUUUUUGACAUCCCUAUAUUUACAGAGGAAUUCCUGAACCACAGCAAAGCUCGGGAGGCAGAGCUCCGUCAGCUUCGCAAAUCCAACAUGGAAUUUGAGGAGAGGAACGCAGCCCUGCAAAAGCACGUGGAGAGCAUGCGCACAGCAGUGGAGAAACUGGAGGUGGACGUGAUCCAGGAGCGCAGCCGCAACACCGUCUUACAGCAGCACUUGGAGACGCUGCGGCAGGUGCUGACCAGCAGCUUCGCCAGCAUGCCCUUGCCUGGAAGUGGAGAGACACCUACAGUGGACACUAUCGACUCCUAUAUGAACAGACUGCACAGUAUUAUUUUAGCUAAUCCCCAAGACAAUGAAAACUUCAUAGCUACAGUUCGAGAAGUUGUGAACAGGCUUGAUCGUUAGGGAAUGUUCUACAGGUCUUAGAGCUCCAGGAUGUUCUGUAAGUGGUUUUACUUGUUCAGAAUGAGAAGCCAUCCAUGGAAAUUUGAGUUGAGUGGAGGCAGAGAGGGCGUACAGAUUAUUCUGCUUGUGAAAGAACCGUCAGUUAGGAGGUACAUGCCUUCACCCCAGGAAGCCAUGUGAGGGAGCCGCAGAAGGAGCAUGUGUGGGAACUUCCUGUGGGAUUGUCCUUGUGAAGCUUUGACCGUGUGCGAGUCUUCAGUCUCCUGUCGUCUCUGCUUCUGCUCCAGCGGGCCUGCGUAUACUCCGCUGACUAGACACCCCCGAGACAGGCACCUUCUGCAGCAGAAAGGAAGCCUUCUCUUUGUUCUGCUUUGUUCAGACUGGACUCUUUUAUCAGUGGCUCUGUGGUUUUUAUCAGUGGUUUUCCUACCUAGCUAUCACUUCUUUUCUUAAUGCUUUUGGGAGUUAAUUUUUUUAUAUUUUCUUCACCCCACCAAGUUAGAUGUCUCCAUUUUCUGACCUCUGGGCUUUGUUGCUCAGCAGGGCUCUGAAGGAGCGUUUCUCUCAUUGGACAGGCCCAAUCUUCUCCCAUCAUUGUCCUGCUGUGACUCCAAAGAAAGGAGCUUCUUGUUGACAGUGCCCUGUGGAGCGAGGCUGUGUCUCAUACCGCACGCAGCGCUCAGUGGGUGCCAGCCCUUGUAGUGGAGGCUUUGUGAUUGCUGCCCUGAAGGAGAGCACUCCUUCCUCCUGCCUUGGUGCUGCCUGCUGUUUUCUAAGCACCGCUCCUGCACGUACCCUGCGUCCCGGCCCCAGCAAGGCUCUUCUGUUCCCAUCCGUUGGCAGUGACUUGUGGAAUAUUUUUGCGGAGGGAAAGGUCACUGGUAAACAGGACAAAACAAGAAAGUAGUUUAUCACUUGGUAUUGAAAAAGAUCCUAAAGUUUCUUAUAAGUGAAAACAGAGGAAAUCCCUGUGUGCUUGUGGUGUACUGAGUUAUGGAUACGGAUGGCGGAAAUGUCAUCAGAAUACUGCCAGCUGACAGAAGAGAACACGGAGGAAUUCUCCAUCCUUUGUCUUUCUUCUCUAAUCAUAACUGCAUAGUCUGUGUCAAAGGGACAGGCUUUCCUUCCUUCUGCCCUCUUGUGAUUAAAAAAAAAAAAAAAACACAGCAAAAGGGAAGAGAGGUUUCUGAUUUUCACUUCAGGGUUUGGUUUUGUUGUGUUAUAUGUUGAUGCUGUGAAGCACAAGGCUGGCAGUUGCAGCUGAGAUCUUCGGAACCAAAGCAGGGCACGCUGAGCCCACUGUCCAGGCACCACGCCACCAAGGGCAGGUGGAAGUGUGGCCCCCUCACAGUAUGCUCACACGCCAGGGUGCAAGCCAGACACCCCCAUCAUGUUGCUGCAACCCUCCUGUCUUCUCAGCAUCUCCUCCCCUGAUUUCUUUCUUAACCCAAAGGAAACAAAACAACAGCAAAAAAAAAAAACCUUGUUAAAAGUUCUUACGUGAACACACAUCAAAUUUUCAUGUACUGAAGCCCAUACAUAUACCACCUUGGCUGUCUUUGAGAAUAAGAGCCCAUCAUUAUCUCUCUAAACCUGCCAACUCACCUGCUCUUCUGUGUUUUCCUACUCUCACUGGCCAUUCCUAGCUCUUCUCUCAGACACUCUGCCUGCUCAGUCCAAGCUGGAAUGCACUGUCUGUGGCAGAAGGACAGCCAAGCCAGUUCUGGAGUUUGUGUCUGCCUUCUGCCAAAUACUUUGUCUCCUUUCUUCAUCCUCAUAUUUCUCUCUGUCUCGCCUUUUUGUUAGUUUUGCACAGUAUUAUUAGCAGUGCUGUGCACCAGGGAAGGCUGUAAUAGGUCCAGAGCUCAUCCUUCUCCUUCGUCUGGAUAGAUACCUGACACUGACUUGAAAGCCAUCCGUAAUCGGGAAUGCAUGAGAUCUCAAGAAAGCUGGCAAUUUGAAAGCAUUUUCACAAAAUAGCAACCUGCUCCUGACAUGCUGGCCCUCCCAGCAGCUACACCUGACUCCCUGGUGGCUGGAAUUCAGCUGCCACAAAACAAGAAGUUUCCGUGAAGCAGGUCUGUCUUGCCUGCUCUCUUCUCUGUGUCCAGCCAGGAAGGUAGUAAGUGAGCUCAGAGGCUAACACAAUACCUAAUUCACAUUUCCCAGUAAACUUGUAGAUAUUAUUGCACUAAUAUGUUCUUCUCAAGAAAUAAAUUGUUGCCUAUUCAGUGUUACAGAUUUCUUUCUUUUUAUUAAAACACAAAGAGCAGCUGAAGAAAAUGGGACAGAUUCUGACAGAAUGAAAUUUUAGGAAAAAAAUGUGUACAUGUGUUUGAAACUGUUGAAAUGCCAAGUUUUCUGUACAAGUGUUUUUGUAAUUAAACUUUUAGAUUUUCUUUGUUUUUUAAAGAAGUCAAUAUGCUUG
Budorcas taxicolor (takin) is the source of this 3721-nucleotide messenger RNA. RefSeq names its product high mobility group 20A (gene HMG20A). Gene Ontology annotation, biological process: regulation of gene expression. Bases 250 to 1293 code for a protein of 347 amino acids. The transcript has 10 exons. The record is from RefSeq and is a predicted model, not a curated record. NCBI's taxonomy places the organism in Eukaryota, Metazoa, Chordata, Mammalia, Artiodactyla, Bovidae. Gene Ontology annotation, cellular component: nucleus.